Messenger RNA from Astyanax mexicanus (Mexican tetra), 2099 nucleotides. It is a transcript of the gene c4h7orf25, whose product is annotated as chromosome 4 C7orf25 homolog. Lineage: Eukaryota; Metazoa; Chordata; Actinopteri; Characiformes; Acestrorhamphidae. The coding region runs from base 118 to 1428 and encodes 436 amino acids. The transcript has 2 exons. The record is from RefSeq and is a predicted model, not a curated record.
GGGCAGUACUCUCCCUCACUAACGGUCUACACGCGGUACAGAGCGAGUCUGCCGCGGUUUACUGCAGAACAGAGCGGAACUUGUGGCUGGGAGUGUUUUCUGAAUAAUGUGACAGAUAUGGCUGCCAGUCCAAUGCUCAAAGAACAGAUCAAAGCAGCCAAGGAGUUGCUAGAACGGGUGGACCUGCUGUGCAACCGUCAGGCCCGGGAGGUGGAAGGACGAGCCAAAUUGUGCAGCAAACUUCGUGCUGAGCUUAAGUUCUUAGAGAAAGUAGAAGCCGGGAAAGUCGUAAUUAAAGAGUCUCACCUGCAGAGCACCAACCUCACACACUUGAGAGCUAUCGUUGAAUCAGCUGAGAGCAUAGAGAAUGUUGUCAGUGUUUUGCAUGUGUUCGCUUACGAGGGUCCUGAUGGGCAGAAGCAGACAUUAGUGGUGGAUGUGGUGGCCAAUGGUGGACACACUUGGGUUAAGUCCAUUGGACGCAAGGCGGAGGCCUUGCACAACAUCUGGCAGGGCCGUGGUCAGUAUGGGGAUAAAAGCGUGAUCAAUCAGGCUGAAGACUUUCUGGAGGCCAGCCGACAACAGCCUGUUCAAUACUGCAACCCCCAUAUCAUCUUUGCCUUCUACAAUGGUGUGUCUAGCCCCAUGGCUGACAGGCUCAGGGAGAUGGGCAUCUCUGUGAGAGGUGACAUUGUUGCUGUGAACACUGUGGUUGGAGUGGGAGAGGAUGAUGAACAAGAAGAGGAUGAUGAGGAAGAAGGUGAGGAUGAUUGUUCAGGGGAAGAGGAGCAGGAGGCAGUGAAUGAGGCUGUAGAAGAAGACGAGGGCAGUGAUGACGAAGAUGCAGACUUCAUGCAAACCCGUGUGGACAGAGAUACUAUCGUGGCCAGCUUGUCGUUCCCCACCGAAGUAAAGGUGGACGUCUGCAACCGAGCCAACCUAGACAUCACCACACUAAUCACUUACGUGUCCUCUCUAAGCCAUGGGAACUGCCACUACACCUUUAGGGAGAAGGUGCUGACGGAGCAGGCUGCACAGGAAAGGCAGGAGAAGGUCCUGCCCAAGCUUGAAGAGUUUAUGAAAGGCAAGGAGCUGUUUGCCUGUCAUUCUGCAGUUCAUGACUUUCAAGUUAUCCUGGACACGCUAGGUGGGCCUGGAGAAAAAGCGCGUGCAGAGGAGCUUCUAGCCAGGCUGACCAUAGUGCCUGACCAGCCCUCAGAACGCACAGGAAAACUGGUCACCAGCUCCAAGGUGAACCGCAGGUCACUUAUGAUCUUCGGGACAGGGGACUCACUGCGAGCCGUCACUAUGACUGCCAACAGUGGUUUUGUGCGUGCAGCUGCUAACCAGGGGGUGCGCUACAGUGUAUUUAUCCAUCAACCCCGAGCUCUGACGGAGGGAAAGGAAUGGAGAGCAACGCCAAUAUGAGUGUAAGGAAUGACUGAAAGGCAUUGGAACAGUAGUGCUUCCCAAUUCUGGUCUUGGUGAACUCCUAGGGCAUGGAAUCUGGGUUGUAGUACUGAGAACUUCAGGAUAACAAAGUUUAAGAUUAGACAGUAGGAACAUCCCAGGUUUCCCUUUUUUCAAAGUGAGCUAAAGGAAAUACUCCUGUGUUUUUUGGUUGGACUCCAGGACCAGGGUUUGGAACCACUGGAAUAAUUGUGUGCAACAGCACUUUAACAGAUGCAAAGCCCUAUUAUAUUCUAAGCUGUAAAAAAAAAAAAAAAAACACUUGCAAGAGGCACUACCAUAUACAGGUGUACACAAGUUGCACAGUCAGCUGCUAAUAUAGGCAGCAUGAGCUAUAAUCUGUAUAAUCUGUUUCUUUAAGAUCAGUGCCUCAACUUUAGCCAGCACAGAUGCAGAAUAUACCAAAUACGAUAUGUAUGUUGAAAUAUAAAUAAAUGUAUGCUGUUAACAGGCCUGUGGGUACCUGUCUUCAGCAAAACCUCAUUAGAUUUUUCUUUUAAUGUUAACAACAUGUUUGCCUGAAUGCAGAAGAUGUACUAUGUUUCUGUGUGUACUGCUGGACCAUUUUCUUUUGUGAAAGAAAAAAACAACUUUUAUUAAAAAAUCAAAAAUAAACAUCUUAUAAAAUG